AUGAGUUCUCGCCCAGUUCGCAUUGCAGGUGCUUCGGGCUCUGCGUCCGACCGUCGACAUGCCAUCACCGAGUUCGCUCGUAACUACCCUCGAGACCCCGUCGACGUCAUCAUCGCCGACUUCAUGAGCGAGGCGAACAUGGUCACGGGGGCAGCACGGCGGAUAGAUCAAGAUAAAGCCCGGGAGGUAGCUGGUAAUAACGCCUCGGCGGUGCCAACAACUGCACCGGGAUAUGAGCUUGCAUUUCUUUUGGCUCUAGAGCCGGCCCUAGAUGAUUUGGCGAAAUAUGGCAUCAAAGUAGCGGUCAACGCGGGAAACGCAGACACGGAAGGGCUUUAUAAAGUGGUAACACAAAUGGUCAAGGCCAAGGGCUUGAAUCUAAAGGUGGCUUGGGUCUCUGGCGACGAGGUGCUCUCAACAGUGAAAACGGCUUUGUCCACUGGUAAAUCAACCUUCAAAAAUGUCUAUACAGGAGAGACCCUUUCCGGCUGGAAUUUCGAGCCAAUUUAUGCUCAGUGCUAUCUUGGAGGCCUGGGAAUUGCCGCAGCCUUGUCUCAAGGGGCGGAUAUUGUUCUGUGCGGACGAGUAUCAGAUGCAUCCCCUGUUAUUGGAGCUGCGUACUGGUAUCAUGGGUGGAACCGCAGCGAUCUCGACCAGUUGGCCAAUGCAUUUGUUGCUGGACAUCUUAUCGAAUGUAGCAACUAUGUAUGUGGAGGCAAUUUCACCGGUUUCAAGACGCUGGAGAAAGUCGGUAGUGAUGGCUGGCGUAAUCUCGGUUAUCCUAUUGCUGAAAUUGCCACAGACGGGAAAGUGGUUAUCACAAUGCAAUCUUCUGCUCCCGGUGGCGCUGUUACUGUCGACACCUGUUCCUCCCAGCUCUUAUACGAAAUCCAGGGCCCUUGGUACUUCAACUCAGACGUUACUGCCGUACUAGCGGACAUCCACUUCGAACAAGUCGGUACUAAUCGCGUGGCUGUGCACGGCGUCCGAUCUGCACCACCUCCACCAACGACCAAAGUCGGUAUCACAGCCCGUGGCGGUUUCCAAGCAGAGGCUUCAUGGUUUCUGGUUGGGCUGGACAUCGACGCGAAAGCACGAAUGCUGGAGGACCAGAUUCGCCACCUUCUCGCCCCAUAUUCGUCCAACUACACAGCCCUCGAAUUCUUUACAUUAGGUUCAGCACCAGACGACCCUCGAGACCAAAACAGCGCCACCGUCACCUUUCGAAUUGUUGCCCAAGCUCGUAAAGCAGACGAUAUAGCCCCAAGUAACUUUCUUCGCCAUAUCACCGACAAUAUCAUGCAAGGCUAUCCCGGCGCUACCUUCCACCUCGAUGCACGACAGGGAUUCCCAAAGCCCAUAUAUGAGUAUUAUGUUAGCCUUCUGCCCCAAGCAGAUGUGAAGCACCGUGUGCACCUCCCGUGGAAGAAUCAAGUGCUGGACAUCCCUCCACCGCCCACGACCCAAGAGUUCCCGCCUCGACAACCCUCACAGGCAAUUACCGAACCCCCUGCCAACCGCGACCUAGACUUCGGGCCUACAACUAGAGGCCCCCUAGGAUGGAUUGUCCAUGCUCGAUCGGGCGACAAGGGACCCGACGCAAACUGCGGGUUCUGGGUUCGCCACAACGAUGAAUACCUUUGGCUGCGCUCACUGCUCUCCAUUCCAAAGGCGCAGGAGCUUCUAGGAGAGGAAUACCGGUCGAACCCUCAGCUACAGAUCGAGCGAUUCGAGCUUCCAAACCUCCGUGGUGUACACUUUUUGUUCCGCAACCUCCUCGACCGGGGUGUUGGCGCGACAACUACAGUUGACUUCCUGGGAAAGAAUGUUGCCGAGUAUCUGCGAGCAAAAUGGGUGGAUCUACCAGUCAAGUUUUUGAACCGUGGCAAGUUGUAA
Molecule: messenger RNA, 1896 nt
Organism: Aspergillus bombycis
Lineage: Eukaryota; Fungi; Ascomycota; Eurotiomycetes; Eurotiales; Aspergillaceae
Product: acyclic terpene utilization AtuA family protein
Exons: 3
Coding region: 1-1896 (631 amino acids)
Source: RefSeq, a predicted model, not a curated record